GUGUCCCGUCUUCCCCCAUUGUGCUAUAUAUAAGUUACAUAAAUUCAACAUAUACGUGGGGAGAGAACCAUUGCAAUAUAAACGCGAUAAGAUCCAAACAAUUUUGUUUUUGAUCAAACUCGAUUGUUUUGAACUGAAAUGCCUGUGUUGUUACGUCAAAUAAUUUAUUUGUAAUUAGUUAUUCUUUUAAUGACGUAAAACCAGCGAUAAAAUUUAAGGUGGGGCAGUAAAUAACCGUUACUUUUACGGACUCCGCUCGAGCGUAUAAAGACCUGUGUAUAUAUACGGCCAACGCUCUUUGUAGUGUGCAUUAUAUUUUGACCUAUUUAGCGUUCCCUGUUAAAAUGAAGCUAAUACUCUGUUUUCUGUUGUCCUUACUUGAACCUGUAUUCAUGCUUACCCAGCGGGAAUUCACCAUUUUAAACGAAAACUCUCACGGGUCAGUUAUUGAAGGUGCUUUCGUCAUAGAAGAGGAUUAUGACGAUGCAGGAGUUGCUGUUUAUAAGAUUUCUAUCACAGGAUACCCACAACAUGCAACUGCGGAUUGCUACAUGUCUCAAUUAGAUUGCUGCAGAAGCAAUGUAGAACCAGUGGAGUCUCCAGCCAGCAUGACUAUUUAUCGAGACGUUGAGAUGACAGAAAAUGUUUACUGUACACCGCUUGGAACUGUAGGUAUGUCAACUGGCGGGACACACUUUUACAAUCAUCUUGAAUCGGAAUGCGCCAAUGUUAAUAUUAUGGUAGAUGGAACCUUCGAUGAAUGUAAUGGACAUACGGGGAACAAUAUUUACCAUUUCCACAGAGCACCAAACCCAGAUUGUGUUGGUGGUUCUACACCAGGUCCACACAUCAUCGGUGUUUCUUUGGACGGAUUUGCAGUUUACAACUCCGAUAAAUACAAAGGUGUGACGCAGGAUUUGGACGAAUGUGGAGGAUUCGCACCUGAAGGCGACCCAACUAAAUACAGAUACGUUGCUCAAUAUGGGAGCGGAGACGAACAAGGAACAGACUUUGUAAUACCUUGCUUCAGAGCUGUCCCUUAUGAGAACGCAUGUUGCGCAUGCAACGAAUGCGACAGAGUUACCCUGCCCAACUGCAAUCGAAGAGGAAAGCGAUCAUUCAAACCAGAAUAUCAUUCAUACAUGUUUAAUAGUUGGAGAACUGAUAAACAUAUCGCUCGUCGUAGUGUUGAACAGUGCAAAGGGUCAGAUCUUAGAACCUGGAGAGCGGAAUUCACGGAUGCUAUAUCAUGUGACUUAUGUACAAUCACAUGUGUGCCUACCGGUGGCUUCACGAAUUGGGAAGACACCAAGCUAUACAACAGAUGUAAAACUUGCACGUGAUUGUGAAGAAAAUGAAUAAUGUAUUACAUUCUUUUCAUUUGAUAUGUUUCUAUAUAUGGUCCUCUUGAUGCGCGCGCACGCUCUCUCUCUCUCUCUCUCUCUCUCUCUCUCUCUAUAGUUAUGUGUUUACAUUCAAAAAGCCGUAUAUUUUCAUUGCGUGUAAUUCAUAUACCGCUGUUUAUGAGACGGCAUAAAACUAUGUGUAGAAGCUAGUGCACCAAUGUCAUAACCUUUGCAAUGCCGUUCAUCCAGAAUCGAUUUCUUUCAUUUUGUUGGCAAUUGUUUCUAUUCUAUUAGUAAUGUAAAAUGACCUUCUUGCAUAUAUUUUGUGUUGGUGUAAUUUCUUUCAAUUCCGCUUUUACAUUGGUGUUACAAAAUAAACCACAUUAUCGUAUAA
This is a messenger RNA of Ciona intestinalis (vase tunicate), 1740 nucleotides long. Lineage: Eukaryota; Metazoa; Chordata; Ascidiacea; Phlebobranchia; Cionidae. The record is from RefSeq and is a predicted model, not a curated record.